Molecule: messenger RNA, 762 nt
Organism: Fonticula alba
Lineage: Eukaryota; Rotosphaerida; Fonticulaceae
Exons: 1
Coding region: 1-762 (253 amino acids)
Molecular function (GO): zinc ion binding
Source: RefSeq, a predicted model, not a curated record
AUGACCGCCGGAUCUUCUUCGACUAGCACCCCCUCGGCCCGCCUGUGCCCGGGCGUUGGUGAGCCCUGUCGCUUCUAUGCCGACCCAGUGCGUGGCUACUGCUCCUCUUGCUCGAGGCUUGUGGCCACUUCGGCGCCGGCUGCUGGCGAUGCGCCGGCUGCCGUCCCGCCCGAGGUGGCUGUCGCCAGCUCCCCACUGGCCGCGGCCGAAACCCCGGACAGCCCCGCCAUUGUCACGGCCACCGACGAGGCCCCUGUGGACGGCGGAUCACCGGGUCCCUCCCCGCUCAGCGAUGUGACUCCCUCAUCGCCGGGCGAUGCGGCCGCCCUGGCGACGCCCUCCUCUCCCGAGCCGUGUGAGCGGUCAACGUCGCCGGGUCCGGCUCAGCCGGUCCCCAGCUCCUCCUCCUCGCCGAUGCUGACCCCGGCCGGGAGCAUCCCGGUCCCCGGGUCGGCGGCUGUUCCUUCACCGGUGCUCAGUGCCUCCCCUUCGCUCGAGGGGUCGGCCUCCUCGCCGGCCGUGGCGGGGGGCUCCUCCUCCCCGCCGAAGUCCGCGGCCUCCGGUUCCGGGCCAUCGCGCUGUGCCGUUUGCCGCAAGCGCCUCGGUCUGCUGGGGUUCACCUGCCGGUGUUUGCGCACCCUCUGCGGCAGCCACCGCGCGGCCGAUGCCCACCAGUGUGAGAUUGACUACCGGGCACGCGCGCGCGCGCACCUCCAGGCCGCCAACCCGGCCGUUGUGGCGACCAAGAUCGACAAGAUCUAG